CCACCAUCUUCUCUCAACAAACGACUUACCGCCCUAUAGCUUUGCUUGGGGUCUUUCUUAUAAAAACGUCUCGAAAACAAGGAUCCAAUCAAGGUUGCGGGUAUUGGGGUUGUUCUGGGAGGUGAAUUCACCAUGAUGCAAUCUGGGGUGCCUGUAUGCAACACUUGUGGUGAUCAAGUGGGACUUAAUGCUAAUGGGGACGCGUUUGUGGCUUGCCAUGAGUGUAACUUCCCCAUUUGCAAGGCCUGCUUUGAUGAUGAGAUCAAGGAUGGUCGCAAAGCUUGUUUGCGCUGUGGAGCUACUUAUGAUGAGAACUUGCUAGAUGAUGCUGAAACGAAGGUAUCUGCCAAUCGAUCCACAAUGGCUGCUCAUCUUGGUGAUUCUCAGGAUGUUGGACUUCAUGCAAGACAUGUCAGUAGCGUCUCUACUGUGGACAGUGAAUAUAAUGAUGAAUCUGGGAAUCCAAUUUGGAAAAAUAGAGUGGAGAGUUGGAAGGAAAAAAAGAACAAGAAGAAGAAGGCUGCACCUAAGGUUGAAAAAGAGGCCGCUGAAAUCCCACCAGAGCAGCAGAUGGAAGAAAAGCAGCAGUCCACAGAUGCUGCGGAGCCACUUUCAAUUACAAUUCCAAUUCCAAAAAGCAAACUCUCACCAUACAGAACUGUGAUAAUCAUGCGACUGAUCAUUCUGGGUCUUUUCUUCCAUUACCGAGUGACAAAUCCUGUUGAUAGUGCUUUUGGUCUUUGGCUCACUUCUGUCAUUUGUGAGAUCUGGUUUGCUUUUUCUUGGGUGUUGGAUCAGUUCCCUAAAUGGACUCCCAUUAACAGGGAAACAUAUAUUGAUAGGUUAUCUGCAAGGUUUGAAAGAGAAGGUGAACCCUCUCAGCUUGCUGCUGUAGAUUUUUUUGUGAGUACUGUUGAUCCAUUGAAAGAACCUCCCUUGAUCACUGCCAAUACGGUGCUUUCCAUUCUUGCUUUGGACUACCCCGUGGAUAAAGUGUCAUGCUAUGUAUCUGAUGAUGGUGCUGCCAUGCUUACAUUUGAAUCUCUAGUAGAAACAGCUGACUUUGCAAGGAAAUGGGUUCCAUUCUGCAAAAAGUAUGCAAUUGAACCACGGGCACCUGAGUUCUACUUCUCACAGAAGAUUGAUUACUUGAAGGACAAAGUGCAGCCUUCUUUUGUGAAAGAGCGCAGAGCAAUGAAAAGAGAUUAUGAAGAAUACAAAGUUAGAGUAAAUGCUCUAGUUGCGAAGGCUCAAAAAACACCUGAGGAUGGAUGGACUAUGCAAGAUGGAACACCUUGGCCAGGAAAUAACCCUCGCGACCACCCUGGCAUGAUUCAGGUUUUCCUUGGACACAGUGGUGCUCGUGACAUUGAGGGAAAUGAACUUCCUAGAUUGGUUUAUGUUUCCAGAGAGAAGAGACCUGGUUACCAACACCACAAAAAAGCUGGUGCUGAAAAUGCUCUUAUAAGAGUUUCUGCAGUUCUCACAAAUGCUCCCUACAUCCUCAAUCUUGAUUGUGAUCACUAUGUUAACAAUAGCAAGGCAGUUAGAGAGGCCAUGUGCUUCAUGAUGGACCCACAAGUUGGUCGAGAUGUAUGUUAUGUGCAGUUCCCUCAAAGGUUUGACGGUAUUGAUAGGAGUGACCGAUAUGCCAAUCGCAACAUAGUUUUCUUCGAUGUUAACAUGAAAGGACUAGAUGGAAUCCAAGGACCAGUUUAUGUGGGGACAGGUUGUAUGUUCUACAGGCAAGCUCUUUAUGGCUAUGGACCUCCUACAAUGCCUAGCUUACCCAAGAAAUCCUCAUCUUGUUGCUCCUGUUGCUGCCCCUCUAAGAAGAAGCCCACUAAAGAUCUCUCUGAGAUUUACCGAGAUGCAAAACGCGAAGAGCUAGAUGCUGCCAUCUUUAACCUUCAGGAGAUUGAUAAUUAUGAUGAGCAUGAGAGGUCAAUGCUGAUCUCCCAGAUGAGUUUUGAGAAGACUUUUGGUUUGUCUUCUGUCUUCAUUGAAUCUACACUGAUGGAAAAUGGAGGAGUGCCCGAUUCUGUCAAUCCCUCGGCACUUAUCAAGGAAGCAAUUCACGUCAUCAGCUGUGGCUAUGAAGAGAAGACUGAGUGGGGAAAAGAGAUUGGUUGGAUAUAUGGUUCGGUCACUGAGGAUAUCUUAACAGGAUUCAAGAUGCACUGUAGAGGAUGGAGAUCUAUUUACUGCAUGCCCUUAAGGCCUGCUUUCAAAGGGUCUGCACCCAUCAAUCUUUCUGAUCGGCUCCACCAGGUUCUCCGCUGGGCUCUUGGGUCUGUGGAGAUUUUCCUGAGUAGACACUGCCCCCUCUGGUAUGGAUACGGAGGAGGUCGCCUCAAAUGGUUGCAAAGACUGGCAUAUAUUAACACCAUUGUAUACCCAUUUACGUCCCUCCCCCUUAUUGCUUAUUGUACAUUGCCUGCAAUUUGCCUUCUCACCGGAAAAUUUAUUAUACCAACGCUCUCAAACUUGGCAAGUGCCCUGUUUCUUGGUCUCUUCAUGUCCAUCAUUGUGACCAGUGUGCUUGAAUUGAGAUGGAGUGGAGUUGGCAUUGAGGACCUGUGGCGUAAUGAGCAGUUUUGGGUCAUUGGAGGUGUUUCAGCCCAUCUCUUUGCCGUCUUUCAAGGAUUUCUAAAAAUGCUUGCAGGCAUUGACACCAACUUCACUGUCACAGCAAAGGCAGCUGACGAUACAGAAUUUGGGGAGCUCUAUAUGAUCAAAUGGACAACACUCUUGAUCGCUCCAACUACUCUUAUCAUUGUCAACAUGGUAGGUGUUGUUGCUGGUUUCUCCGAUGCAUUGAACAAAGGAUAUGAAGCAUGGGGACCCCUUUUCGGAAAGGUGUUCUUCGCCUUUUGGGUGAUCUUCCAUCUGUAUCCAUUCCUCAAGGGUCUCAUGGGUCGCCAAAACAGAACCCCGACCAUUGUUGUUUUAUGGUCAGUUCUCUUGGCUUCGGUCUUCUCCCUUGUUUGGGUCAAGAUCAAUCCAUUUGUGAGCUCACACGAUGGCUCAACGGUUGCACAAAGCUGCAUCUCCAUAGACUGCUGAGUUUUCUGAAGUUCUCCAGGUUUUGGACACUUUCAAAGUUAUACAAUUGUUUAGUUGUCACUGUACUUCCUGUGACCAGCUUGGUGCUUUAAAUUGAAUAGUGAAUAGUUUGCAUUGAUCAUGUUUUCUUUAUGAGUGAUGAAAAUUCAACUUAUAAGAUCUUUAAGCAUUGCUGUCUGUGAACAAUAUCAUUGCAACUACAGGAUGUAAUAUCUCUGCCUAAUGAAAACAGUAGAAAAAUGAAUCAAAUGGCAUAAUUCCUGUCCAUUUUACUCA
Mangifera indica (mango) is the source of this 3342-nucleotide messenger RNA. Its product is annotated as cellulose synthase A catalytic subunit 8 [UDP-forming]-like. Gene Ontology annotation, biological process: plant-type primary cell wall biogenesis; cellulose biosynthetic process. Lineage: Eukaryota; Viridiplantae; Streptophyta; Magnoliopsida; Sapindales; Anacardiaceae. The record is from RefSeq and is a predicted model, not a curated record. Gene Ontology annotation, cellular component: plasma membrane; trans-Golgi network. Gene Ontology annotation, molecular function: cellulose synthase (UDP-forming) activity. The coding region runs from base 133 to 3066 and encodes 977 amino acids. The transcript has 13 exons.